Molecule: messenger RNA, 892 nt
Organism: Ornithodoros turicata
Lineage: Eukaryota; Metazoa; Arthropoda; Arachnida; Ixodida; Argasidae
Gene: RpS3A
Product: small ribosomal subunit protein eS1
Exons: 6
Coding region: 49-852 (267 amino acids)
Biological process (GO): translation
Cellular component (GO): cytosol; ribosome
Molecular function (GO): structural constituent of ribosome
Source: RefSeq, a predicted model, not a curated record
AGAGUAAAUUCAUUUUUUCCGGUCUUUUUGAUCCUAAAUUUUGCAGCGAUGGCUGUCGGUAAAAAUAAGGGUUUAUCUAAAGGUGGCAAAAAGGGAGUCAAGAAGAAGAUUGUUGACCCCUUCACUCGCAAGGACUGGUACGAUGUCAAGGCUCCAUCCAUGUACAGUGUACGAAAUAUCGGCAAGACCUUCGUUAACAGGACGCAGGGAACAAAAAUUGCUUCCGAAGGGUUGAAGGGCCGUGUGUUUGAGGUGUCACAAGCUGACCUCCAGAAUGGAGAAGAUGCUUUCCGCAAGUUCCGCCUUAUUGCGGAAGAAGUCCAGGGGCGCAAUGUCCUCACCAACUUCCACGGCAUGGACCUGACAACAGACAAGCUUCGCUCCAUGGUUAAGAAAUGGCAGACUCUCAUUGAGGCAACGGUCGAUGUGCGAACGACAGACGGCUACCUGCUCCGUAUGUUCUGCAUUGGCUUCACCAAAAAGUGCUCCAACCAGGUGAAGAAGACCUGUUAUGCCCAGCAUAACCAGGUGCGCCAGAUCCGCAAGAAGAUGACUGAGAUGAUGGUUCGUGAGGUGUCCACCUCAGACCUCAAGGAGGUCGUCAACAAGCUCAUUCCCGAGAGCAUUGGCAAGGACAUUGAAAAGAGCUGCCAACGCAUUUACCCACUGCAUGACGUGCUUAUCCGCAAGGUGAAGGUGCUCAAGAAGCCAAAGUUUGAAUUGGCCAAGCUCUUGGAACUGCACGGAGAAGGGACCAGCAAGGGUGGCGUAGCGUCUGCACCAACAGGAGAGGAAGGUGUCAAGGUCGACAGGCCCGAAGGCUAUGAGCCUCCGGUGCUUGACACUGUCUAGGUACAGAGCCGUUCAAUAAAACAUAAGCUUGGCACAUGUA